Molecule: messenger RNA, 2748 nt
Organism: Ascoidea rubescens DSM 1968
Lineage: Eukaryota; Fungi; Ascomycota; Saccharomycetes; Ascoideales; Ascoideaceae
Gene: RIX7
Product: putative AAA family ATPase RIX7
Exons: 2
Coding region: 222-2684 (820 amino acids)
Biological process (GO): ribosome biogenesis
Cellular component (GO): nucleus
Molecular function (GO): ATP binding; RNA binding; preribosome binding
Source: RefSeq, a predicted model, not a curated record
CAUUUCUCUGAACAAAACUUGAGGUGUAACUUACCAGUUUGUGUGAAUUAAAUUAAUCGCUUUUGAAGCCCGCAAAGCUGGAUUUUGAAAUUUUUAAGCUUUGAAAUUUUCAAGAAAAAAAACCUGAAUCAGAAAAAAAUCAGAAAAUAAUCAGAACAUAAUCAUUAAAAGGAAAGCAUUUCUACUGCACGAAGCUCGGUAUCUUUAAGUUUUAUUUUAUCAUGGCUAGGCCACAGAAGAACGGAAAGAAAAAUUUUGUAACACAAUCAUUAGACAGCAAGAUAUCAAAGUUGGUCCAUGAUCUAUUGAACGAAAGACCUGGAAGGUCAGUGAGAGAUAUCACAGUCUUUGAAACCUUGAAGUAUGUUCAAUCUCACGAUCUCUCCUUGCAAAGAAUGAAGAAAAUUUUGUUGGAAAAAUCAAUUCAAAAAGCUUUGGUGCUAAUCGAAGCUGAUGAAAUUGAAAAUGGUUAUGCUUCAAACAAUAGUGUCGUGGAGAUUCAAAACCGUACUGAUUUGGUUGAGGUAGAAGAUAGUAAUGCAAUGAAUAACACUGUUGUGAAUCUUUGGAAUAUUAAACCUGCUUCAAAAGCUGCUACUGCAAAUGAGUCACUGAAUUCAGUAACAGAAUCACCUAAAAAGAAGUACAGCACUGUUGCACAAGAGGCAGUGAUAAAAAACGAAGCAAAAGAAAACAAAGAAAGAACAAGAAAAAGAACUAAAGAACCUUCAAUCUCGGGUCUAAAUAAAAGACAAAAAGUAGACAAAGACAGGUCUCCUCCAAAUGCCUCAUUAUCUCAGUUAGGUGGAAUGGAUGAGAUAAUCACAGAUUUAUUGGAAGUAAUUGGUAUACCCAUAUUGCAUCCAGAAAUUUAUUUAUCAACAGGCGUUGAGCCCCCAAGGGGAGUUUUGCUUCAUGGGCCUCCAGGUUGUGGUAAGACAACCAUUGCCAACUGUCUAGCUGGGGAUUUAAAAGUCCCAUUUUUAUCUGUGUCUGCUCCUUCUAUAGUUAGUGGGAUGUCAGGAGAAAGUGAAAAGAAAAUAAGAGAAUUGUUCGAAGAGGCUAGAUCGUUAGCUCCCUGCUUGAUAUUUUUAGACGAAAUUGAUUCAAUCACCCCCAAAAGAGAUGGUGCUCAAAGAGAAAUGGAGAAGAGAAUAGUGGCUCAGUUGUUGACCUGUAUUGAUGAGCUAUCUAUGGAGAAAACAAAUAAUAAGCCUGUUAUAAUAAUUGCUGCUACCAAUCGUCCUGACGCUAUCGAUCCAGCACUAAGGCGAGCAGGUAGAUUUGAUAGAGAAAUUUGUUUAAACGUUCCUAGUGAAGAGUCUCGGGGUUAUAUAUUAAAAUCUAUAACUAAAAACUUGAAAAUAAGUGGUGAUUUUGAUUACAAAAAACUCGCCAAAAUGACUCCAGGAUAUGUUGGUGCAGAUUUAAAAGCAUUAGCUACUGCUGCCGGUUUAGCUGCUAUCAAAAGGAUUUUUUGUUCUUUAAGUGCAGCACAAAAUGAAACAGAAUCUAAAAUUGAAGAUGUUGAAAUCAUGGAUAUAGAUGAUAUAAAUGAGCAAAAGGAGAAUAACGAAAGAAAUGAAAAUAAAGAUCAAAAUCAUUUAGAAACUCAAAAUAUUCUAAAAGAAACCAAGAAAAAAUCUUUAGAUGACACUACUCAAUUAUCCAAUAUUCAGAAUUUUCUACUAAAAUACUCAAAGCCUCUAAAAGCACACGAAUUACAAGGUCUAUCUGUGGAGUUUGACGAUUUUCUCACUGCAUUACCAACAAUUCAGCCAACAGCAAAGAGAGAAGGAUUUGCUACAGUGCCUGAUGUUACUUGGUCAAGUGUGGGUGCGUUAUCAAAAGUACGGAUUGAAUUACACAUGUCUAUUGUACAGCCAAUAAAAAGACCAGAACUAUAUGAAAGAGUUGGUAUAACAGUACCUGGAGGUGUGCUAUUAUGGGGCCCACCAGGUUGUGGUAAAACAUUAUUAGCAAAAGCAGUUGCAAAUGAGUCUCAUGCCAAUUUUAUCUCUAUAAAGGGGCCUGAGUUAUUGAAUAAAUAUGUUGGAGAAUCUGAAAAGGCAGUUAGACAGGUUUUUACAAGAGCAAGAGCUUCUGUUCCUUGCAUAAUAUUCUUUGACGAGCUAGAUGCUUUGAUCCCAAAAAGAGACGCUUCAUUAUCAGAAUCGUCAUCAAGAGUGGUAAACACUUUACUAACUGAAUUGGAUGGUUUAAACGAUAGAAAAGGGAUAUAUGUGAUUGGUGCUACAAAUAGACCAGAUAUGAUUGAUCCAGCAAUGUUAAGACCCGGAAGAUUAGAUAAAACACUUUUUAUUGAAUUACCAAAUUCUGUUGAAAGGUUUGAUAUUCUUAAAGCAGUAAUUAGAACACAUAAUACUCCAUUAUCCAAAGAUGUUGAUUUGGAAAGAAUUGCAAAUGACGAAAGAUGUAAAAAUUUUUCUGGUGCAGAUAUUGCUGCAUUGGUAAGAGAAGCAGGUAUUAUGACAUUGAAGAAAAAAUUUUACACAAAUAUUUCUAAAGGAGACGAAAGCAUUGAAAAAGAAUUAUCGGAUGAAGAAAAUGAAAUUGAGGUUACUGCCAUUGAUUUUGAUAAUGCUCUUAAAAAUGUCAAGCCUUCAGUUACUGAAUCAGAUCGUAUGAAAUACAAAGAACUAUCUCAGACUUUAGAUAAUUAAGCCAAAUUAUAAUUAUAAUUAAAAUUUUUUUUUCUUUUUUUUUUUCGUUUUAAUGUACAAUAUG